Ustilaginoidea virens is the source of this 1800-nucleotide messenger RNA. RefSeq lists its product as uncharacterized. Lineage: Eukaryota; Fungi; Ascomycota; Sordariomycetes; Hypocreales; Clavicipitaceae. Bases 1 to 1800 code for a protein of 599 amino acids. The transcript is spliced from 3 exons. The record is from RefSeq and is a predicted model, not a curated record.
AUGCGGUUACGCAGCCCGCUUCUCCUGUGUCCCGAGCUGCUGCUGCGGCUGCUGCUGCCGGCCGCCGCCGCCGCCGCCGCCGCCGCCGCCAACGCCAGCGCGGGCUUCGAGUGGGAUUCCAUCACGCCCAGCCCGCGCCUCGAGUACCACGCCUGCUACGCGUCGUUCCGGUGCGCCCGCCUCUCCGUCCCGCUCGACUGGAGGAACGCGUCGGACGGGCGCGCCGCCGCCAUCGCCGUCAUCUCGCUGCCCGCCAGGGUGCCCGACACCGACGCCGCGUUCGCGGGCCCCGUGCUGGCCAACCCCGGCGGGCCGGGCGACUCGGGCGUCGAGCUGCUGCGCGCCAGGGGCCGCUUCCUGCAGGACUACGUCGACAUCCCCGGCAGGAGGCACUACGAGCUGGUGUCGUUUGACCCGCGCGGCGUGGCGAACAGCCGGCCGCUGGCGGACUGCUUCCCGGGCGGCACGCUCGCCAGGGCCGCGCUGAAGCUGGAGCUGAGGGGGGCGCAGGGCGAGCGGGAGCGCGGCAGGUACGCCGUGGCGCACGGCCUGGCGCUCGUGGACGGCUUCGCCAAGAGGUGCGAGGGGGCGGAUCGGGACGACGGGCGGGCCAUCUUCAGCUACCUGAACACGCCGAGCGUCGCGCGGGACAUGGUGGAGAUGGAUGACGUCGCGAGGUUGCAGUACAUUGGUUUCUCGUAUGGCACGGUUCUGGGAAACUACUUUGCGUCCAUGUUUCCCGAGAGGAUUGGGCGCAUGGUCCUCGACGGAGUGUGCAACGCUGUCGACUAUUCAACGGGUCCAGGCUGGCUGACCAACACGGUCGACGCGGACAAAGUCGUCGGCAAGCUCUUCGAGGGCUGCUUCGGCGCCGGGCCCCAGAGCUGCGCCCUCGCCCGGCCCGACGACCGGUCCGCCUCCGACAUAAGCACGCGCUUCUGGAGCUGGGUCGGCGGGCUCGACGAGGCGCCCGUGUCCGGCCUCGCCCCGUCGGGCAACUACGUCGUCCUGACCGGCGUCGACGUCCGCCUGCUCGUCGCGCGGGCGGCCUACCGGCCCCUGUCCACGUACAAGGCCCUCGCGCAGGACCUCGACGCGGCCAUGCGCGGCGCCAACCUGUCGGCCGUCUUGGCCAAGGUGGAAGCCGGCCUCGGGGAGCCGCUCCAGACGGCCUGUCCCGUCGCCAACGCCACCCUGGCGCCCGACCAAGGCGCAGACGCCCACCACGGCAUCGUGUGCUGCGACGGCGGGGACGUCACCGGCACCGGCGCCGCGUGGUGGCAGGCCUACCUCGACAGGCAGCUGCGGCAGUCGUCCGUGUUUGGCUACAUGUGGACGAGCAUCCGGUUCCCCUGCGCGCGGUGGCGGUUCAAGCCGAGCUGGGCCUUUCGGGGGCCCUUCACCACGCCCGAAGCGAGCAGCGGCAGCGGCAGCGGCAGCGGCGGCGGGGCCGGGGGCGGGGCCGGGGGCGAGCGGGAGGAAAGGGGCAAGCCCGCGGCGCCGCUGCUGUUCCUGACCAACCGGCUGGAUCCCGUGACGCCGCUGUCCGCGGCCAGGGCCAUGGCUGGCGCGCAUCCCGGGGCGCGCGUGGUUGUGCAGGAGGCCAUCGGCCACUGCGCCAUGCUGUCGGCGUACAGCGAGUGCACCAGGCGGCUUGUGCGGGAGUACCUGGACAGCGGCAAGGUGCCGGACGGCGAGGCUUCCUGCGAGGCGGAGUGCGGCCCGUGGGAUGCGGACUGCCGGGUGGAAGUCCGGGAAAGCAGGCCCUGGCACGAGAGGCGCUUUCCCUUGGGGGCGUGA